CAAUUCCCAAAAAUUGAAAAAUUCCAUUUCCUCGUUUUCGAAUUCGUUGGAAAUUGUAUUUAGGAGGUUAGAUUUCCUUUUUGAAAGCUCAAUUGAAAAGGGAAAAAUUCUAGUACUUAUCAAUUGAAUCACUACAGAAACCAGUAAGUAUGUCUGAACUUGAACAAAAAGCCAUUAACACCAUUAGAUUAUUAGCAGUUGAUGCUGUUGCUGCUGCUAAUUCUGGACAUCCAGGGGCACCAUUAGGGAUGGCACCAGCUGCUCAUGCUGUUUGGCAAACCAUGAAAUUUAAUCCAAAGAAUCCAAAAUGGAUUAAUAGAGAUAGAUUUGUUUUAUCAAAUGGUCAUGCUUGUGCUUUACUUUAUUCAUUAUUAGUUUUAUAUGGAUACGAUUUAAGUAUUGAAGAUUUAAAACAAUUCAGACAAUUGGGUUCUAAAACUCCAGGUCACCCAGAAGCUUUAGAUGUUCCAGGCGUUGAAGUUACCACUGGUCCUUUAGGUCAAGGUAUUUCCAAUGCUGUUGGUAUUGCUUUAGCUCAAAAACAAUUUGCUGCUACUUACAACAAACCAGAUUUCCAAAUUUCUGAUUCUAACAUUUUUGUUUUCUUGGGUGAUGGUUGUUUACAAGAAGGUGUUGCUUCUGAAGCAUCUUCUUUAGCUGGUCACUUAAAAUUGAACAAUAUCAUUGCCUUUUGGGAUGAUAAUCAUAUUUCAAUUGAUGGUAACACCAAUGUUGCUUUCACUGAAGAUGUUUUAGGUAGAUAUAAAGCUUAUGGUUGGAAUAUUUUAGAGGUUGAAAAUGGUAAUACUGAUGUUGAUGGUAUCACUAAAGCCAUUGAAGCUGCUAAGAAAUCCGAUUUACCAACUAUUAUCAGAUUACCAACCACCAUUGGAUUUGGUUCUUUAGCUGAAGGUACCCAUGGUGUUCAUGGUGCUCCAUUAAAAGCUGAUGAUAUUAAACAAUUGAAAACCAAAUUUGGUUUCAACCCAGAAGAAUCUUUUGUUAUUCCAAAAGAAGUUACCGAAUUAUAUAACAAACACGUUUCUGAAAACCAACAAGUUGAAAAUGAUUGGAAUAAAUUAUUUGCUGCUUAUAAAGAAAAAUACCCAACUGAAGGUGCUGAAGUUGAACGUCGUUUAAGUGGUAAAUUACCAGAAGGUUGGGAAAAAUCAUUACCAGUUUAUACUCCAAAUGAUAAACCAGUUGCUACUAGAAAAUUAUCAGAAAUUGUUUUAUCCAAUGUUGUUCCAGUUGUUCCAGAAAUCAUUGGUGGUUCUGCUGAUUUAACUGGUUCUAAUUUAACUAGAACUACUGAUAUGGUUGAUUUCCAACAUCCUGAUACUAAAUUAGGUGACUAUUCUGGUCGUUAUAUCAGAUACGGUGUUAGAGAACAUGGUAUGGGUGCUAUCAUGAAUGGUAUUGCUGCCUUUGGUGCUAACUACAAAAAUUAUGGUGGUACCUUCUUAAAUUUUGUUUCUUAUGCUGCUGGUGCCGUUAGAUUAAGUGCUUUAUCUCAUCAUCCAGUUACUUGGGUUGCUACUCAUGAUUCAAUUGGUUUAGGUGAAGAUGGUCCAACUCAUCAACCUAUUGAAACUUUAGCUCAUUUAAGAGCCAUUCCAAACUUGUCAGUUUGGAGACCAGCUGAUGGUAAUGAAACUUCUGCUGCUUAUAAGAGUGCUAUUGAAUCAACUUCCACUCCUCAUGUUAUUGCUUUAACUAGACAAAACUUACCACAAUUGGAAGGUUCUUCAAUUGAAGUUGCUUCUAAAGGUGGUUAUACUUUAAUUAAACAAGAUAAACCUGAUGUUAUCAUUGCUGCUUCUGGUUCCGAAGUUGCAAUUGCCGUUGAUGCUUCUAAAAAAUUAAGCGAAGAAGGAAUUAAAGCUAACGUUGUUUCUAUUCCAGAUUUCUUAACUUUUGAUAAACAAGAUCAAAGUUAUCAAUUAUCAGUUUUACCAGACGGUGUUCCAAUUUUAUCAGUUGAAGUUAUGUCAACUUUCGGAUGGUCUAAAUACUCUCAUGAACAAUUUGGAUUAAACAGAUUUGGUGCCUCCGGUAAAGGACCAGCUAUUUACGAAUACUUUGGUUUCACUCCAGAAGGAGUUGCUGAUAAAGCUGCUAAGACUGUUCAAUUUUACAAAGGUAAAGAUGUUUUAUCUCCAUUGAAUAAAGCUUUUUAAAGUAGUUUAGAGAAUUAAAUAUUUUAGAUUAUUAGAAUAUAUAUUUAAAUUUUUAGAAUAAAUGUUUAG
Messenger RNA from Hyphopichia burtonii NRRL Y-1933, 2249 nucleotides. It is a transcript of the gene TKL1, whose product is annotated as transketolase. Gene Ontology annotation, biological process: pentose-phosphate shunt. The coding region runs from base 150 to 2180 and encodes 676 amino acids. The record is from RefSeq and is a predicted model, not a curated record. Gene Ontology annotation, molecular function: transketolase activity. The transcript has a single exon. Gene Ontology annotation, cellular component: cytosol. Lineage: Eukaryota; Fungi; Ascomycota; Pichiomycetes; Serinales; Debaryomycetaceae.